Molecule: messenger RNA, 4332 nt
Organism: Lytechinus variegatus (green sea urchin)
Lineage: Eukaryota; Metazoa; Echinodermata; Echinoidea; Temnopleuroida; Toxopneustidae
Product: short transient receptor potential channel 4-like
Exons: 19
Coding region: 116-3673 (1185 amino acids)
Biological process (GO): manganese ion transport; regulation of cytosolic calcium ion concentration; calcium ion transmembrane transport
Cellular component (GO): cation channel complex; membrane
Molecular function (GO): inositol 1,4,5 trisphosphate binding; store-operated calcium channel activity; protein binding
Source: RefSeq, a predicted model, not a curated record
AAUCUCACCAAGAAGAAAGUGAUAUCUCCUAGGUCUCGCAGGAUAUCAAAGCCAAGCCGUGUGUAUCAAUGGAUUACAUGCUGUAUAGAGGAUUACCCUGAACUAGGAACCAGUGAUGGCAGGGAAAAGGUUUUCAUUAAAAGACGCUGCUAUCGGAUUUGGAGAGGCAUAUCGAAACAAAACAAGAGGGGAGAGAGUCUUUAAUGCCAUCGACGAUGGCGACCUCUAUAGGGUGGAGAAAAGGGUGCAAGAAUUAUCAGUUAUUUCAUCAAACUUGGACGUUCGGGAUGAGGCUGGAGUAAGCACCUACGCUAGAGCGAUCAACAAGGGGUUCUCUGCUGCUAUCGAGGUAUUGCUACGGUACAAUGUCCCUCUGGGAGACGCCCUCUUGCGAGCAUGCAAUGUAUCUUAUGACGAAGCAGCGAAAAUUAUCGUCAGACACGCUAAGACUUUAUCAGAUGAGGAGAGAAAAGCUAUCAUCGAAUCCCGUUCUGACAAUGAUGACUUCAUCAAAGCAAUGACACCUCUAAAGAUGGCUGCUAUCAGGAACAACUUUGUCGUGGUUUCGCUUUUACUAAAAGCCGGAGCUGAAAGAAUAAAGGAACCAAGUCUCGAAAGACUAGCUGAUACUAAGGUGGAAACAAUCGCCGAAUAUUUAGAUAUCUAUAGAGCACUCGCAAGCCCAGCGUACCUAUGCUUAGCUCACCCUAAUGCACUGAGUAACGCAUUCGCACUUACCGGUAGAUUGAGAAAGAUUGGUCGUUUAUGGGAGGCUUUCAACAAGGAGCUCUAUGACCUCGCCGACCAAGUUGAACAAUUUUGUGCAUCUCUCCUUGAUCACGUCUCCAACUCGUACGAACUUACAACACUGUUCAGGCAGAGUGAUAACCCGGAAGUAAUUCAUGCAGUUGCGCAGGUGCAGAAGGCCGUCGAUUUUCAACAGAAAGCUUUCGUAGCGCAUGCGUACACCCAGAAGAUCAUGUCAAUCAACUUUUAUCAAGGCCUUGACAUUAAUUCGAUGAUGUUCCCGGUCCUGAGUCUACUUACAAUGUUCGGAUAUCCGGUCAUCUGUCUUGCUUAUAUCCUCGUGCAGCAUCCACGAUUACAGACUUUCCUCUCAAUACCGCAUAUCAAGUUAUGUAUAUUCUUUGGCUCUGAUCUUGCUUUCUUUACCUGCUGUGCGGUUGUAUGUUUCAUUCACGACCAAAGGACGCUUGACAUCAUGGUUCCAAUUAUUGCAGUAUUCUGCCUAGGGCUCUCUUGGAAGCACAUUUGUGAGAUAAUGGAAUUUGGGAUCAGAGACUUUGUGAAUUACACCAUGAAUAUAAUAGAGUGGGCCAUCCUCGUCGUAUUAUACAUAGGACUGAUCUUAAGCUUGACAGGCGAUCUCACGAACAUUUAUAUAGAUCGCGCACGUUUACGUCACAAUGAAAGGACUGCGAUGGUGAUUGGUUCCACUAUGACGUCAGAUCUGAAUCCAUCCAAUGAUACUAUCAACGGUGGACUUGCAUUACUUGACUGGAAUGAUCCAAGAGUCGUCGCAUAUACUUUGUUUGCAUUCGUGAUUCUUUUGGUUGUGAUACAUGCUUUCUACACGGCUAUCAUCACUUUCCACGACCUCUACGUUGUGUGGGAAUCAACGCUAGGCGCCGUGGGUGUUAUUUUCAAAUUCAUGACGAUCUACGUUAUCUUUCAUUUCUCAUGCGCUAUUGGAUUGUCUCAUAUUUAUCAUCCCCAGACACUAAUUAGUGCUGAAGAAUGCUCUGGCUUGGAAUGUGAAUUGCACGAACAGAGGUAUCGGAAUUUCUCGCUGACAUUGCGGAAUCUGUGGUGGGCCUUUAAUGGACUCAUCAAGGGGGUUUUUGUAGACAAGCAAGUUACCGUGGUCAACGUUUUUCACAUCAUGUGUAUUGGCCUCUUCUAUGUUGGAGCUUUAGUCCUUGUCAACACGCUCAUCGCCAUGCUUGUAUCGAGACUCACGGCAGUCCAGGAAAAUUCGGAUACCGAGUGGAAGUACGGACGAACGAAGAUGUGGCUUCGGUUUAUCCGAACCGAUAUCGUUCUACCACCUCCAUUCAACCUCGUACCGACAACCGGGUUCAUUAUCCGACUCUUCAAGAAAUGCUGUUUAUUUUGUACAGGAUGUACACAGACGAAGCAAAGACAAUCCGAGGAGCACGACAAGAAACCUAAAAAGGAUCUCAGCGCAAAGAAAGUGAUAAAGAUAUUAUUGGAGCGGUAUAACGCAUCGCAGACGGAGAUACCAGAAGACAAGGGAGAUUCGAUCGGAAUUGAAGAUCUCCGUCAACUCCGCGAAGAUUUCAUCACGGUCAAGUUCAACGUCAGAAAAAAUAUUCAAGUCAUCGAAGAUAUGCUUGAAGCGAUAUGGGAGACUGUUGGCAAAUUCAAGAUACAAUACUUUAAUAUUGAUGACAUCUUUAACGAGAUUUCUGGUAUGAUAAGCGAGGUCCACAAUCUCAUUCAACGUGAUUACCCCGUUAUCGAUGUCGAUGUGAAUAACUGUCGUAUGAUGAUCAAGGAGGUCGAAGAUGCUCUCAAGUACUACCCCGAAGUCCCGAAGAUCAAAAGGCUUCCGAAGUUUGUUAAGGAUGUUAUCGACGACCAAGCCAAGGUAUCUUCGGAGUCGGGUUUAGAGCAUGUCAAGGACAAAUCGGAACCAGUCCAAGUGGAUGAUCAUCGUAUGAUGAUUGAGGAAGUCGGACAAACUUUCAACAACGGUCCCGAAGCCACUCAGAAGCUUGAGUUCAUGAGGCCUACAGGGUUCGUUGAAGAUGUUGUCGACUACCCAUUCAUGUCAGUGGAGGCAUUUACGGAGUCGGUUUCGGAGAAUGUUGAAAAUAAAAUGAAACCCGUAUAUAAAGAUGAUCAUGAUAUGAUGAGUGGGGAAGUUGAAGAAGCUCGCAGGUUCCGUUCUGAACUCUCUCUGAAGCUAAUGCAUAGGAGCUCUUCAAUGAAUGUUGUCGACGGUCCUGUCGAUGCACCUUCAGAGUUGGGUCUGAAGCACGUCGAAGAUAUAUCGGAACCAGCAAAUAAUGAUUAUAAUAUGACUGGGAAGGUCGGAGGAACUCGCAACUUCCGUUCUGAACACUCUAUGAAGCUAAAGUAUAUGGGGCCUCCAAAGAAUGUUGUCGACGACCCACUCGAUGUACCUUCGGGAUUUCGUCCAGAGCACCUCGAAGAUAAAUUAGAACCAGUAAAGAAAGAUGAUUAUCGUAUGAUGAUUGGAAUCGGGGCGGUCGGAGAAGCUCUCACCUAUCGCCCCGAAGUCACUCCGAAGCUAGAGUUCACAAGGUCUCCGAAUGUUGUUAAGGAUGUUUCCGACGGUCCAGUCGAUGUACCUUCGCAGUUGAGUCUAAAGAACGUCGAAGAUAAAUCGAAAACAUCAAAUGUGGAUGAUUGUGAUAUGAUAACUGGUGAGGUCGGAGGAGGUCGGUUCCGUUCCGAACUCUCCCUAAAGCUGAAAAAUAAGAGGCCUCCAAAGGAUACUUUCGACGACCCACUCAGGGUACCUUCGGAGUUGGGUCCAGAGUAUGUAGAAGAUACAUCGCAACCAGCAAAUAUGGAUGAUUAUGAUAUGAUUACUGGAGAAGUCAGAGGAGUUCGCAGCUUCCGUUCUGAACUCUCUCUGAAGCUAAAGCACAGGAAGCCUUAAAAGAAUGUCGAUGGCCCAGUCGAUGUACAUUCUGAGCCGAUUCCUGAGAGCAUUUUUGAGGAAGGAGCCAUUCUAACCAAAGAACGUUCGAGCUAAACUCAGAGAUCCUGUUUAAGGGAAAGACCGUUAUAGUCAAGGGAUCUUUAGAGCUAAUUCCAGAGAAAAAUUUCAAGAAAGAGUUCAUUCCAAACGAGGAUCCUUGUGCAAAUUUUGAGACCAAAUUUGCCAUCCCCAGAUACUCGGUACCGAAAUAACGCAACAUUCUGCAAGUGUAUAUCAGACCCAAAAUCCCCCCCCCCACAAAAAAAAUCAACAAAAGAAAAAAAAAUAUUCGUAUACAAAUGUAAUGAAAAGUGUGAUUUUAGCAUAGAAAUCCUUAUUGUUUUACCAAUCACAGCUCGUCCUCUUGCACCCAUUAUCUUUACAGUUUUUAUCAUAUAUUGUUUCGUUGAAGUGUUCUGUUAUUCAUUCGAUUUUACUUUUAUGAGUGCAUGUCGAAAAACACUGCAAAAUCGGAAAAUAACAUUAAAAACUGGCAUACUAGUCCAAUAUGCCACUUUACAAUGUUAUUUUCCGAUUUUGCAGUACCAGAUCCUAAUUCAAUAAUAAUAAUAACGAUACUAAUAAUAAUGAUAAUAAUAAUAAUAAUGAUAAUGUGA